GACUUGUUUAUGCCUUGGAGGUCAUCAGUGAAGCAGAUGAACAAAGAGGUGUUUCUCAGAGCUGGUGGGCUGAAUUUCAUAAUACAGCUACUGCAACAUGUGCAAGCUAGUGACUGGUCCACAAGUAUACGAAAUGUUAAACUUUUAGAGAUCUUUCUGCUAGGAACUUUACAUCCUCUUGCUGCUAAUUUCAAAUUCCGAAGGUUGCUAGUUCAGAAGGGGGUGGUUGAGCUCUGCUUGAAAGGUCUACUGCGUCACAAACUGGAG
Molecule: messenger RNA, 267 nt
Organism: Geodia barretti
Lineage: Eukaryota; Metazoa; Porifera; Demospongiae; Tetractinellida; Geodiidae
Source: the annotation of a GenBank genome assembly